Molecule: messenger RNA, 2935 nt
Organism: Pocillopora meandrina
Lineage: Eukaryota; Metazoa; Cnidaria; Anthozoa; Scleractinia; Pocilloporidae
Source: the annotation of a GenBank genome assembly
AUGUUUACAGAUGGAAUGAAGGAGUUAAGCCAGGAAGUGAUCGAGCUGAAAGAUGAAAGCAUUUCACCAGAUGUUUUAAAGAUCAUACUGGACUCCAUCUACACUGGAGAUCUUCUUGUAAACGAGGAAAGCGUGUCCAAAGUUCUAACUGCCGCAGAUCAUCUUCAACUCGCAAGUACUGUUCAUCAGUGUUGUAAUUUCCUGCUGACCGAGUUCGUCAAUAUUCGUUUGGACUUUGAAACUUACUGUCGCAUCUGGGAAAUCGCGUUUAGCUAUGGGCUGAAAGAUCUGCAAGACGCUGCAGAUUGUAACUUAGUUAAGAUGUAUACAGAUGUUUGUGCACCUUCUGAGACGUUUGUCUUCAAAUCCGUGAUACAAUGGGUUAACUACAAAAAGGAAGAGAGGAUGGCAGUUGCAGUUGAAGUUAUCGGAGGCGUUCGUCAGGGGCUGGUUGAUAUUGGAGUUGUGAUUGACGACCUUAACACUGAGGAGAUGCAACAAAUUCCUGAAAUUUACAAGCAGGUCCACGAGGCAGCAAUCUAUAAACACAGGCCAACCUAUAAACCUUAGUAUUCAGUGGAGCAAAUGAAGCCACGAUCAAAGAACCCAGUAAGAACAUUCUAUUUUGAAAACUGGUGAAAUUUUGUUAAGUUUGUGGCUUUCAAAUCCUACUUUAUUUAUCCUCUCUAUUCUGGAACAUUUUCGUUUUAGUUUGUUUGUCUGGGUGUUCGUUUGCGUGUAUUUUUUUAUGCCAUUCAGUUGCGUUCCUUACUUUUCUGAUACUAAUUUUGUGGUUUCCUUCAUUUUGAAAGAAGCAGUUUGUAGUUUCCACUGUAAGAGAGAGAAGAGCCAAAAAGUUUAUGGAAUUAUGGAGUUGUUUGUUAAUUUUAUAACAUAACAUUAUAAUUCCCCAGUAGGUUCUUGUGGUUAUCUUGCCUAAGAAGAGAAUGCAGUACUUCGACGUAGAGGCCAAAACUUGGAAGACUUUGCCGGUCGCCUCCCCGCGAAUUGGGGCAACUUGUGGUUUCUGCGCAGUGUCUCUUGGCGAUAAGUUGAUGAUUGCCGCACGGGACUCCUUAGGUAACUGCAUCUACCGUUAUGAUACAGAUACGCAUUCAGGUAAUAAUACCACUGAUCUCUGUGUUACAGAUGAGUUGAUGUACGCAGUGAGUGCAAACGAUUAUCAAGCUUGUCAAAGGUACAGUUUCACUAAACGGCAGUGGCAAGCAUUUCCUCGCCCUACAGUACAAACAGACAAUAACAUAAGUGGUGCAGUGGUUUUAAAUUCAAAAGUGAGUGUUCUGGAGAAAAAUGAGGAUGCUUUCAAAACGUCAGUCGUGUUUUGAUCCUCAAAAGAAGAAAUGGGAAGUAAAAGCAACAACAUCCACCCGUUACCAAGAAUCCACAAGGCUGAUAGUAGUGAAGAGGAAACUCUACAUUGCUGGGGGCAAAGUUCGAGGUAGUCCAAUGGCAGAAUAUUGUAACGAAAAAACCAACAGCUGGUCUGUUGUUAAACAAAAACGUAUCCCGGCCAAUAAUCUCAAUGCAAUGAAGAGAGGGUGUAUUUCAUCAUCAAUAACUUUCCAAUUGACAGUGGAAUUAGAACUACAGACGGGCGCCUAAAUUCUGCUGUUCUGAACGAGUGGGAGAAUUUGAGAAAAAUAGAUUACAAUGCAGCCCUUGGUUAUAUGGUAAUGAAGAGGGAGAGUGGUGGGUGAUAAACGAGUCAAGCGUGGCUGACUGACUUCUCCUAAUUACUCUCAGAGCAUUAUUUCUAGUAGAUAUUUACUCAUUCAUCCAUGUUAUAACUAUGCACUUUGGAAAGGUGGAAUGUAUGACCAUGUGAAAACAUUUCUAUCUUGGAAAAAUAAUCGAGAAAUAUGAAGCUAAAGAUCCGUGUUGUAAAUCACUUUUAAAAAAAGACCGUUGUACAAUGCGUGUUCGAGAAGAGAAAAUAGGUACAUAUCAAGAAAAUACUCUCUCGUUGAUAAGUUUGUCUGUUUAGCAAAGAAGUGAUAACUGCGGGUGAACUAUAAUCAAAAGUUAAUGCAGAAACCCGUCCCUUUCAGUUACGAGUUGAGCGUAAUUCAGACCAACCGAGCUAGGAAGCCACACGUUAAGAGCGAAGCAAAUUAUGUGUUAGUUGUUCCGUUGCGGAAUAUGUUCAGGGUUAAGUGAAAAUAAGCUAUAUUGUGGCCUGCGGAUGAUCGAAAAAGUAGCGAAAUGCCAGGUGUACUGCAAUUAAAGAAAUUGCAGAAAAUCAAGCCUGAAAAACGUAAGGUUUCGUCGGCCGUUUCGGGAUUCAAGCCCGUGUCUCGGCCCCCAUUUAGUUGAUAAUGAAAUUCAGUAAACUGUGAGAUGGACUCGCUUAUAUUUCACUUCAGAAAGUUAAAGCCGGUCUUUGAUGUGUCGCGACAAUCUUGUAAGCGUAUCGCGUGAUACUUUAUUUUCGAAUUUAAUCAUGUAAGCUAAGGGUUUGAUGACAGUUGCGUUACUUAAGAUUUAGAUGAAAAAUUAAGCGUAGCACGGUAAUGAUAGACUUGUAGCAAGAAUGUUUGGAUUGCACACAGCAGAAGUGAUAUAGAAAAUAAUACUAAUCUGAAAUAAUUAGAUAAGGAAUUGUCUAAAGAAAUUGUACGCGCGCGUUUGGGUUGGAACGUCCUGUGACGUUGUAUUAUGUGUCAUUUGAGCCGUUAAUACUGCGUGCUACUGAAGUGUUGAUCGGCGUAUAAUGGUAAACAGCUGUUAAAAUCAAGUUAACAGGAAAUAACUUUGGAUUUUAAUAUGUAAUGUUAAUCUUGGUUUUUCCUAGUUUAGGCGUGCAUUUCCGUUGUAAUAGUAGAUGAAUAGAAUCGCUGUCUUAUAACAGACGAUCGAGAUCGAUUGAAUGUAGAAAUUACGGAUAUUGUAUGGAUCAUAAAUAAAUGCAAGAAAG